Molecule: messenger RNA, 2250 nt
Organism: Sorghum bicolor (sorghum)
Lineage: Eukaryota; Viridiplantae; Streptophyta; Magnoliopsida; Poales; Poaceae
Exons: 2
Coding region: 440-1930 (496 amino acids)
Biological process (GO): plant-type cell wall organization
Cellular component (GO): Golgi membrane
Molecular function (GO): UDP-xylosyltransferase activity
Source: RefSeq, a predicted model, not a curated record
GGGGAAAGCAGCGACGAAACGUGGUUUCCAUGAACUCUCACUCGCGCAUCCCAGCUGGUGUGGUUGGUUUCUCUCAUCAACCGACGAGCGAGAGCGAGCGGAUUUGUUUCGAAUAAUUUAGCCUGCCUGCCUUUCAAAUCGUGGAGUCUUCUCCACGGCCACUACCGCCCCCCUGCUGCUCUGCUGCCUCGCUGUUCCCGGCGAUUAAUUAACAAUGCAUUUGUUUAAUUCCACCCUGCUCGUCUACUCAUAAUUAUUCACGCUCCGUACUUCUCCGGCCGGCCGGCCGCCCUCCCCCCUGCUUCAAAAGCGCUCUGUCCGUCGUUCAUGAGUGCCGCCGCCGUCGUCCUCCUCCUGCGGUUUGUAUGGUUGUGAAGCUGCCGGUGCUGGAGGUGGAGCAGCAGCAGAAGAAGAAGACGAAGAAGAAGAUUCUUCGGAGAUGAAGACGCCGGCGCCGCCGCUGAGGACCGGGAGCAAGAAGGGCAGGGCCGCUGCCUUCUGCAACCUCCCGAUGCUCCUCCUCAUCGGCGCCAUCCAGUUCCUCGUCAUCUACUCCCCCGCCAUCGAUCGCUACAUGGUCAUGGUCACCAAAGGCAAGCCCGGGUUCCCGUCGCUGCUGCUGGACGGCAGGCGAGGCUUCAAGCUGGUGGAGGAGGAGUCCAUCCCGGAGUCCCGGGUGCGGUGCGACUUCGCGGACCCGAGGUCGGACGUGUGCGAGCUGGAAGGCGCCAUCCGCAUCCGCGGGAGCACGUCGGAGGUCUUCGUCGUCGCCGGCGCCGGCGCCGACGGUCUGCUGGCGGCGAACGUGACGGGUCUGGCGCCCGGGAUGAACGCGACGAGCUGGACGAUCCAGCCGUACACGCGGAAAGGCGAGGUCCGCGUGAUGCGUGGCAUCACGACGCUGACGGUGCGCGUGGUGUCCCCCGGCGACGCGCCGCCCUGCACGGUGCGGCACGACGUCCCCGCCGUGGUGUACUCCAACGGCGGCUACUGCGGCAACUACUACCACGACUUCAACGACAACAUCAUCCCGCUGUUCGUGACGACGCGCCACCUGGGCGGCGAGGUGCAGCUGCUGGUGGCGCAGAAGCAGGCGUGGUGGUUCCACAAGUACCGGGAGAUCGUGGACGGGCUCACCAACUACGACGCCGUGGACCUCGACGGCGCCGGCGAGGUGCGGUGCUUCCGUAAGGCCACGCUGGGGCUGCGUAGCCUCAAGGACCUCAGCAUCGACCCGCGACGCGCGCCGCGGAACCUGUCCAUGGUGGACUUCAAACGCUUCCUCAUGUGGCGGUACGCGCUGCCGCGGGAGCACGCCAUCCGGACGGACGAGGAGGAGGCCGCCGGGGCCGGGGGUGGGCACCGGAGGCCCCGGCUGCUGCUGGUGACCCGGCGGUCGCGGCGGCGGUUCGUGAACGUCCCGGAGAUCGUGGCGCUGGCGGAGGAGGUCGGGUUCGACGUGACGACGUCGGACCUGAUGUCGGCGUCGGCUAAGAACAACAACAAGGCCGGCGCCGGCGUCGGGGACGAAGGGCACUCGCGCAUGGCGGACGCGUCGAAGCUGGUGAACUCGUUCGACGUGAUGGUGGCGGUGCACGGGUCCGGGCUGACCAACCUGGUGUUCCUGCCGAUGAACGCGGUGGUGGUGCAGGUGGUGCCGCUGGGGCGGAUGGAGAGCCUCGCCAUGGACGAGUACGGGGUGCCGCCGCGGGACAUGAACAUGCGGUACAUCCAGUACAACAUCACGGCGGAGGAGAGCACGCUGUCGGAGGUGUACCCGAGGGCGCACCCCGUGCUGCUGGACCCCAUGCCCAUCCACGAGCAGAGCUGGUCGCUCGUCAAUGACGUCUACCUCGGGAAGCAGGACGUCAGGCUCGACGUCCGGCGGUUCAGGCCCGUCCUCCUCAAGGCCAUCCAGCUGCUCCGGUGACGGUGACCCACAUCCUAGUAUUAACUGACAUUGAUUGCCUCGCCGCGCACCGCCGCCGGCCGGCUUUUCCUCCUGCCAUGACCAAUGUACAAUCUCCACUCCAAUAUGCGAUCCAGGUAGAUGACAUGUGACUACAGAAAACAUAUGAUACUCCCACAUACAUACAGUGAUCCAAUCCUCACCAUGCUUUCCUCCAUUCCUUUUCUUUUUCUUCGGUAAUAGUAUACAGUGAGUAUAUUUUAUCUUGUUUUUUCUCUCACACGGCGACAUGUAAAAUUUCACAAUCGAUGGAUCGAUGAAUUAGCUGUCGUUGUUGCUCA